GGAUCAAAUAGUACUGAGUAUUCUGAAGUGACUUUAUAAAAUACUUGCAAACUUCUUCUCAUUUCACGCAAACACACGCGCACGCACACACGCACACUUACGCUGAGAGAAAAGAAACACAUGGAAACAAUGGGAAGUAAGAGAAAAACAAGAGGAGGAGGGGGUUCAGGGCAGGUCGGGUUCAGAUUCCACCCCACCGGGGAGGAACUGGUGGACCAUUACUUGAAGCUCAAGAAACAGAACCAGGAUUUCAAAGCUGAAAACAUCCCUGAAGUCGAUGUCUGCAACUUCGACCCUGGGGAUUUGGCUGCUCGCAUGCCAUCCGACGAUAUGGAGUGGUACUUCUUCGGCCGAAAGGAUUAUAAGUACAAGAACAGCAAGCGGUCCAACAGAACCACACCAGGAGGCUACUGGAAAAUCACAGGCAAGGAGCGUGUGAUCAAGGCUCGGCGGUCCAAAGCUGUCAUUGGUAAGAAGAGGACCUUGACUUUCUACCGGCGUUGUGAGCCUAAACCGAAAAAAACCAACUGGGUCAUGCACGAGCACUAUCUCAUAGAUAGUGAAGCCAAUCCUAAACUGCCUCAGAAGGAUUUCGUUAUCUGUCGCAUGAAGAAAAAAUCCGAUGAGGAGGAUACCUCAAUCGGUGAAGUUGAACUUGGCAGCUGUAGUGUGUCUAAUGUUGAAGAUCAUGCUGCAGCUGUUGUGACUCCAGGGUCACAGGAUAACAGUUCCUCUACACCCCUAUCAUCAGGAUACAUAGAGCUGGAAGAUGUUCUGCAAGCCAAUGGCAUUAAUGAUGAUUGUAAUGAAAUACAAUCACCAUUUGGAGAUAAUAAUUAUUCUUAUACGAAUAAGAAUGAUAUUUCAACCUGUGAUGAAGGUGAACCUCAUAGUUUCACCGUGUCUGUUUUCGAAAGUGAAGCUUCACAUAAUAUUUCUCAAGAGUUAUGUGCUCAGUCCCAAAAAGACAUGGUCCGGUUACAUGUCGUCCAAGAGUCACCAACAUGUGUUGUAUCUAAGAAUAAUGUUUCUACCAACGAUAACGAUGAACAAUUUAAGAACAUCGUUCCUAAUUUUGAAAAUCAAGUUACGAAUAAAAGGAUUUCAAAGGUAUGUCCUCCACCAGAAGAAGAUCUGGAAUUUUUCUUUUAUCUACCUCAACUAGAGGACUACACACUGUAGCCGCCAAUGAAAACAACGGUGGGAGAUGUUUUGCAUGACAGGAGAAAAGAGAUCGAAAGGAUACACGGCUGCAAACGGCUGCAAUUUGGCAAGCAAAAUGUGCCCCAUGAACAUGGCAGUGCUGCAAUUUGGCAAGCAAAACGUGCCCCAUGAACAUGACAGUGCUAUAACACAUUGAGGUGAGGAUGAGAUCGACACUGAAUUGAGCGAACUAAUUGAAGAUGAAAAAAAGAUUGAAAACUCAAAGUUGGAGGCCGGAGGUGGGCAUUUGGGAAAGUCGGGCUGAUCGGGUGUCUUCAUUUAAGCGGCGAUACAGAAGAAGAACAAAAUGAAGUGAGAGGUCGGGGUUAGGGAAAACUGUCAAGUCUCAAGCUCGACGUCCGGGAGAAGCAAAACGAAAUUAGGAUUUGGCCAAAAAAGAAGCAACGCUAUGGAUACCAAAAAAUCAGCGGUUCCUAAUGGAAUAGGUAACCAAGCAACUUUGGAGGACCUUCUGCUUGGGCCAACUAGCCAAACCACGUCCACCAACCGGUUACUCUCUGUCGAACUUCAAGCGUUUGAAGCAAGUUCAACUCCACCGGAAAUUCCCAAGUGCUAUGUCUUUGAAUCCAUUGAUCCUAGAGCGCUAGAUUCAUUUA
Molecule: messenger RNA, 1820 nt
Organism: Pyrus x bretschneideri (Chinese white pear)
Lineage: Eukaryota; Viridiplantae; Streptophyta; Magnoliopsida; Rosales; Rosaceae
Product: NAC domain-containing protein 71
Exons: 7
Coding region: 121-1182 (353 amino acids)
Biological process (GO): regulation of DNA-templated transcription
Molecular function (GO): DNA binding
Source: RefSeq, a predicted model, not a curated record